Molecule: messenger RNA, 258 nt
Organism: Penicilliopsis zonata CBS 506.65
Lineage: Eukaryota; Fungi; Ascomycota; Eurotiomycetes; Eurotiales; Aspergillaceae
Exons: 2
Coding region: 1-258 (85 amino acids)
Biological process (GO): transmembrane transport
Cellular component (GO): membrane
Molecular function (GO): ATP binding; ATPase-coupled transmembrane transporter activity
Source: RefSeq, a predicted model, not a curated record
AUGGCAGCCCCGUACUGGUUCUUCGUGUCUACAGAUUCGGGCCAUAUCCUGAACCGGUUCACGAUUUUGAUUGCGUCCGCCUCCAAGUGGGCUGCCAUGAUGUACCCGGUGCUGUUUUGCGUCUUGUAUAUGUUACAGAAGUUUUACCUCCGAACCUCGCGGCAGAUGCGAUUCCUCGACCUCGAAGCCAAGUCGCCGCCGUAUUCGAAUUUCUUCGAAACCCUUCAAGGACUGGUCACCAUCCGAGAUUUUGGCUAG